UUGAUAUUCGUGAAAUCAAGGAGAUCCGUCCAGGGAAGACCUCACGAGACUUUGACCGCUAUCAAGAGGACCCUGCUUUCCGACCAGACCAGUCACACUGCUUUGUCAUCCUCUAUGGAAUGGAAUUCCGCCUGAAGACCCUAAGCCUGCAAGCCACAUCUGAGGAUGAAGUGAACAUGUGGAUCAAGGGCUUAACUUGGCUGAUGGAGGACACAUUGCAGGCAGCCACACCCCUGCAGAUUGAGAGGUGGCUCCGGAAGCAGUUCUACUCCGUGGAUCGGAAUCGUGAGGAUCGUAUAUCAGCCAAGGACUUGAAGAACAUGCUGUCUCAGGUCAACUACCGGGUCCCCAACAUGCGCUUCCUCCGCGAGCGGCUGACGGACCUGGAGCAGCGCAGCGGGGAUAUCACCUACGGGCAGUUUGCUCAGCUGUACCGCAGCCUCAUGUACAGCGCCCAGAAGACGAUGGACCUCCCCUUCUUGGAAGCCAGCUCUCUGAGGACUGGGGAGCGGCCAGAGCUCUGCCGAGUGUCUCUUCCUGAGUUCCAGCAGUUUCUCCUUGAGUACCAGGGGGAGCUGUGGGCUGUUGACCGACUCCAGGUGCAGGAGUUCAUGCUCAGCUUUCUCAGAGACCCCUUGAGAGAGAUCGAGGAGCCGUACUUCUUCCUGGAUGAGUUUGUCACCUUCCUGUUCUCCAAAGAGAACAGUGUGUGGAACUCCCAGCUGGAUGCAGUGUGUCCAGACACCAUGAACAACCCUCUCUCCCACUACUGGAUCUCCUCCUCACACAACACGUACCUGACUGGGGACCAGUUCUCCAGUGAGUCCUCCCUGGAAGCCUAUGCUCGCUGCCUGCGGAUGGGCUGUCGCUGCAUUGAGUUGGACUGCUGGGAUGGCCCAGAUGGGAUGCCUGUCAUUUACCAUGGGCACACCCUUACCACCAAGAUCAAGUUCUCAGACGUCCUGCACACCAUCAAGGAACAUGCCUUUGUGGCCUCAGAGUAUCCAGUCAUCCUGUCCAUUGAGGACCACUGCAGCAUUGCCCAGCAGAGAAACAUGGCCCAGUACUUCAAAAAGGUUCUUGGGGACACUCUCCUUACCAAGCCUGUAGACAUUGCUGCUGAUGGGCUCCCCUCACCCAACCAGCUCAAGAGAAAAAUCCUUAUCAAGCACAAGAAGCUGGCUGAGGGCAGUGCCUAUGAGGAGGUGCCCACCUCUGUGAUGUACUCUGAGAAUGACAUAAGCAACUCCAUCAAGAAUGGCAUCCUCUACCUGGAAGACCCUGUGAACCACGAAUGGUAUCCCCACUACUUCGUACUGACUAGCAGUAAAAUCUACUACUCUGAGGAGACCAGCAGUGACCAGGGCAAUGAGGACGAGGAGGAGCCCAAAGAGGCCACUGGGAGCACAGAGCUGCACUCCAAUGAGAAGUGGUUCCAUGGGAAGCUCGGGGCCGGACGGGAUGGGCGACACAUUGCUGAGCGCCUGCUCACUGAGUACUGCAUUGAGACUGGGGCCCCUGAUGGCUCCUUUCUAGUACGAGAGAGUGAGACCUUCGUGGGUGACUACACUCUGUCUUUCUGGCGGAAUGGGAAAGUUCAGCACUGCCGUAUUCACUCCCGGCAGGAUGCUGGGACCCCCAAGUUCUUCUUGACGGACAACCUUGUUUUUGACUCCCUCUAUGACCUCAUCACACACUAUCAGCAGGUGCCCCUGCGCUGCAAUGAGUUUGAGAUGCGCCUUUCAGAGCCUGUCCCACAGACCAAUGCCCAUGAGAGCAAAGAGUGGUACCAUGCGAGCCUAACCAGAGCACAGGCCGAGCACAUGCUGAUGCGUGUACCCCGUGAUGGAGCCUUCUUGGUGCGGAAACGGAAUGAGCCGAACUCAUAUGCUAUCUCCUUCCGGGCUGAGGGCAAGAUCAAACACUGCCGCGUCCAGCAGGAGGGCCAGACUGUGAUGCUGGGGAACUCCGAGUUUGACAGCCUCGUAGACCUCAUCAGCUAUUAUGAGAAGCACCCGCUGUACCGCAAAAUGAAACUGCGCUACCCCAUCAAUGAGGAGGCACUGGAGAAGAUCGGCACAGCUGAGCCGGACUACGGGGCCCUCUAUGAAGGCCGCAAUCCUGGCUUCUAUGUGGAGGCAAACCCUAUGCCAACUUUCAAGUGUGCAGUCAAAGCUCUAUUUGACUAUAAGGCCCAAAGAGAAGAUGAACUGACCUUCACCAAGAGCGCCAUCAUCCAAAAUGUGGAGAAGCAAGAUGGGGGCUGGUGGCGAGGGGACUAUGGUGGGAAGAAGCAGCUAUGGUUCCCAUCAAACUAUGUGGAAGAAAUGGUCAACCCAGCAGCUUUGGAGCCUGAGAGGGAGCACUUGGACGAGAACAGCCCUCUGGGGGACUUGCUGCGUGGGGUCUUAGAUGUGCCAGCCUGUCAGAUUGCCAUCCGUCCUGAGGGCAAAAACAACCGACUCUUCGUCUUCUCCAUCAGUAUGGCAUCAGUGGCCCACUGGUCGCUGGAUGUUGCAGCUGACUCACAGGAGGAGCUGCAGGAUUGGGUGAAAAAGAUCCGUGAAGUGGCCCAGACAGCAGAUGCUAGGCUCACCGAAGGGAAGAUGAUGGAACGGAGGAAGAAGAUCGCCUUGGAGCUCUCUGAGCUUGUCGUGUACUGCCGGCCUGUUCCAUUUGAUGAAGAGAAGAUUGGCACAGAACGUGCCUGCUACCGGGACAUGUCAUCCUUCCCGGAAACCAAGGCUGAGAAGUAUGUGAACAAGGCCAAAGGCAAGAAGUUCCUACAGUACAAUCGGCUGCAGCUCUCCCGCAUCUACCCCAAGGGCCAACGGCUGGAUUCCUCCAAUUAUGAUCCUUUGCCCAUGUGGAUCUGUGGCAGUCAGCUUGUGGCCCUCAACUUCCAAACCCCAGACAAGCCUAUGCAGAUGAACCAGGCCCUCUUCAUGGCUGGUGGGCACUGUGGCUAUGUGCUGCAGCCAAGUACUAUGCGAGAUGAGGCCUUUGACCCCUUUGACAAGAGCAGCCUCCGAGGGCUAGAGCCCUGUGCCAUCUGCAUCGAGGUGCUGGGGGCCCGGCAUCUGCCAAAGAAUGGCCGAGGCAUUGUGUGUCCUUUUGUGGAGAUUGAGGUGGCUGGAGCUGAGUAUGACAGCACCAAGCAAAAGACAGAGUUUGUAGUGGACAAUGGACUAAACCCUGUGUGGCCAGCUAAGCCCUUCCACUUCCAGAUCAGUAACCCUGAAUUUGCCUUCCUCCGCUUUGUGGUGUAUGAGGAAGACAUGUUUAGUGACCAGAACUUCUUGGCUCAGGCUACUUUCCCUAUAAAAGGCCUGAAAACAGGAUACAGAGCGGUGCCUUUGAAGAACAACUACAGUGAAGACCUGGAGUUGGCCUCCUUGCUCAUUAAGAUUGACAUUUUCCCUGCUAAGGACAAUGGUGACCUCAGUCCCUUUGGUGGUACAUCCCUGCGGGAACGGGGCUCAGAUGCCUCUAGCCAGCUGUUUCAUGGCCGUGCCCGGGAAGGCUCCUUUGAAGCCCGCUACCAGCAGCCUUUCGAGGACUUCCGCAUCUCCCAGGAGCAUCUCACAGACCAUUUUGACAGCCGGGAACGAAGGGCCCCAAGAAGGACUCGGGUCAAUGGAGACAACCGCCUCUAGUCAUGCCCAGCCUUGUUGGAGAGCAGCAAGUGCUGUGCGCUUCGUGGAAUGCUGUGAACUGGGUUCUCUGGAAGUGUCUUGCUAUGGCAGCCUUCCUGGUCUUGCAGCCUGGAGCCUGGAUUCCAGCAGUGAAUGCUAGACAAAACCAAGCCAUUAAUGAGAUGUAUGUUUUGGGCCUCCACGCCCAGCUCUGGGUGAAGGCAAAAACUGUACUGUGUCUCGCAUUAAGCACACACAUCUGGCCCUGACUCUGGAGAUGGAUUCUUCCAUCUUGUGGUGUCAGGACCAGGGCUGACGCCCCUUGGAGAGAUAGGCUGCCUCAGUGGCAGCACAGGAGGCUUCAAGGGGCCACUGACAUUCCUGAGAUUGGAGGAGAAGGAUGAUCCUUGCUGGGCCAGGGAAAGAAACAAAGUUUACAUUGUCCUGUAGCUUUAAAACCACAGCUGGGCAGGGUGAGAAGGUGGAUGCUCCUGCAGUUUGGCCCAGGAGCCAGGCCAGAGGAACACAGGGCCUGUGUGGAGAAGGGCUCUGCCCUGCCCAAGGAGGAGGAUACAGCACAAGGGCACAUUGCCCACGGCUAGGGACACUACCUAGUCUGGAAGAUACAGGGGAUCAUGAUAAAAAUAGCAGUAUUAUUUUUCUUCUCAGUGGUAUUGUAACUAAGUUAUUUACUCCUCCUGCUCCUCACCCUCACAGGGAAACCUCAGAGCAGAGCCUUUGAGAGUGGCUGCCAGCCAUGUCAGGAGGCUGCUGUCUGUGGGGUGGUAAGGUAAAGGAGGAAAGGGCGGGAAGAGAAAAUAGCAAAGCCUAUCCUGGUGAGCUUUUUUUGUUUGUUUGUUUUUAAGGCAAGGAAGACUCAAUAUGCUCUCCCUUAGGCAUGAAAAGGGGUUAGAGAGUUGCCUGCCUCAUGGGUAGAUAGAGUCAGGUGGUCAGGUGCUGAAUGAAGCUGCUGGUUCAGCACAGCUUCUGUGUAGCUGGUGAAAAGAUGCAAGGAAGGAGAUGGAAAGGUUGGGAAGGCAGCCCCCGGUUCUGAUGACAGAGACUGGGGUAUAGGCCUGUGGGCGCAAAGGUGCCUCGUAGCAUAGCCAGCAUUCAGCACACGCAAACCCACUGCCCACAUUUGGGCUCAGGGUUGGCCAUUUGCUAGUUCUGCUGCCCUCUUAAGAUCUGACUGCCAAAUAAAUCAUCCUCAUGUCCUUUUUCCUUUAACUUGUUUACUUAUUGAGGGGGGCUCAGGAAAGCCUGGUGACAUUUGGCAAUAGAACCAAGUGUAUAGUUUCUGGAAGUUUCUCAGGUCUUCCUUCUGAGCUAACAGAAGGUGUGAGGCCACUUUUCUACCACCUGAUCUUCUGGGAGCGUGGCUGGAUGGAGCACAUCCUGCCGGAGCAAGCCCAGACUCUCCUGUUCAGCCAGCUGUGGUGAGCAGGAAGCAACCACAGAAAUCUCUUCAGAAGAACAGUGUUCAGAUGUGUGCUGCCACGUGGUCCUCUGGUUGCCUCUCUAGCUUUUGUCCAGAACUUGUGGGCCACAAUAUGGUGAAAAGGCUGGUCUCUUCCCUGAGGCUCUAUUUUUGUAGCAGUCUGUACUGGGGCACAGUGUGGAACAAAAAUGCCUCAGAUAAGAGUAUAAAACAGUGCAUGGUGUGUACUGGCCUUAGCUGUGCUGCUCUGGUUCUGGCUAAUCAGCCACUUUCUUCCUAGAGCUUCACCCCAUUGCAGAUAGGAGCUGGAGUUCUCUCCCACACAUGUGAUAGGCGGGAAUUGAUUGGGCUCUCAUGAUCCCUGUUUUCCCAGAGAUUCUUGUGGCCCAGGAGGAAACAGUCUUCCUUGUCACGGCAGGGAGAGGUCUGUGCUGGCACUGUCUGCAUUGCUGUGUGAUGGCCUUGACUUGUGGGAGGCUGACCAUUUUAAUUUCCUCAGUACAAUCCUCCAUUACUGAAUAAAAAUGCCCUUUUGGAAUAUGGCCUGGGAGAAGUGCAGCUCUGACUUCCCUAAGCAGCUUCACAGACUUGAAGUUAAUCUAUCUUUGCCUCCCUACCACCUUGCCUUUGCCUCUUAUUGCAAAUGUUUUCAUCUUUCCUUCAGCCAGGCAAAUUUCAAGAUCAGUUUCAUCUCAAAUUCCUCCAGUCAGGUCUGACCAUUGUCAACUGACCCAAGAAGGCGGUUGUGUGGGUAGAGGGACUUACUUAGGGCUAUAUAUCUUGGCCUCUGGUGGUUGGUUGCCUCACUCUAUGCGUGUAGGCUGAGUCCCUACAUGUGACAGCUUGGGCAGUAUUACCUUCUACCCAAUGGGUUAUAACCUGUGGAGUUUAGCUCUCCCCCUUGGGAACUUAAGAAAAAUAUCAGUACAUGGAGCUCUCACAUGGGGAUUUUUUAUGUGCUCCCUGGGUGAUGAGAAUGAGUGGUCAGAGUUGAGAACCACUGACUUGGGCAGAGCAAACCAAAGGAACAGGGUUGGAAGGGGAAGUCAAUGGUACCAGGAGCAUAGAAGAAGAAAAGUAUACUUGAUUCUGGCUAGCAGACCAGGGACAAGGGUCAAAGUGGCAGGCUUCAACUUUUACCAGCUGUUACCUAAUGGACAGAGCAUUGCCUAUGAUGUCAGGGUAUUCUCCCUCUUGCCACCAGACUGAAGAUGGCCCUCUGGGAAGAAGCCAGGAACAGGUUUUUUUUUUUUGCCUCAGUUGAGGAAACCCAUUGACAAAUACCUGUGGUGUGAGCAAAAAAGGCAGCUGCCUCCCAACUAUGUAACUUACCAUCAUCUUUCACCUUAUCAGUUCUGUUGAAGAGGAAACCUAGGUUUUCCCACCUAACUAGCUCAGUGAGAAAACACGGUCUUUUCUUCCUUCACAUUGUAAUUAAAUGUGUUAAGCCCUGUCUUGGCCUGAGAGGCCUCUCCUCCCUAGGUGGUCUUUGGAAAUACCUAGAGGACUUAGGCCCAGUGGGUUGGACUGGGACACAGCAGCCCUCCUGCUGGCCAGUAUUGCCAACCCCACCCAAAGUAUGUCCUGAAUGAGCGUGAGUCUUGAGUCUACCAUGGGACUCAGGUGAUGGGCUCCACAGUUUACAGUAGUUUGUACUAGUUCAAGGACCUAGCUUCAACAUGCUGCUUUCCUAGGCCUUGAUGACUAACUAACCAGAAUCAUUGCCGUGCCUUGGUUUGUUUCUGCCUCAGGUGAUUUUAGUUUAGGGGUCCUUUUUUUCCUUUUGCCAAGCCCCUCAGGACUAUCCCAACAGAAUUCAGAUAAACCUUUUUGGUUUUAGCCUCGUCUUCCAGAAGGCCCUGCCUCCUUGUGCAUGUUGCCAAGCCCUCAGCAAAUGACAUGCUUUCCUGUCAAAAAGGAAAAGAAAACUAGAUAAAAGUCCUCUCAUCAGAAUCUGAUGGUUCCAGCUCCAACUGUUUGCCUUUUGUCUAUUACCUUUUCUCUAUUAAGUGCAACUUCUACGCACCACAAUUUCACACGGAAGCUGUUACAGUGAGCUCAGCAAUACAGGAGACAGGCAAACUGGAACUUCUCUCCAGUGAGCUGAGGAAACCCCCACCUAUCUUCCAGAGUUUCGAGGUCAGUUUUGCCCUCAGAAUAAAUCAGAGCCCACAGUGAUUUUAUCUUACUUUGUAUGACUCCCACAAAACAAGCAGAUGGGAAAUGUAUAUACAUUUUUAUUUAGGAACAAUCAAAACAUUUGAAGUACCAUUGAGGCCUAUUUCAAACUAUACAAGCAAUUUGUCUCCGUUCCCCUCCCUUAUCCAAAUCCACAGAUAGAAAAUCUAGGAUAUGUGCAAUUUGCAUUUUAGAAAUAGCAGCAUCCCCACAGGGGACCUCAUGAGGCCUGGAGAUUUAGCUCAAAUAGGACAACCCCUGCACCUCCCAUCUUGGCACAACCACAGUCCACACCAAAGACAAGCGCCAUCUUUCCAUUAAAACAUUUAUCAGGGUAAAGAGUUCCAUUCAACCCAGGUCUAAAUGGCAGUAUGCAAAUUUGUUUGGUCUCACACUUGGUCAUAAUAGUUGGUGGGACUCAGACAGUUUGGCAUGUUUUAGCUUGCCUCUGGACAGAGACAGGACAGUUUUUCCUCACUUAGCACCAGGAUGAUUACUUCACUCAUCCCUGGGAGACAGGAAGCACAUUGGGAGUAAACUGUCCAACUCAUUCCCCAGGGAACAAAGGGGUUUGUAUUGAAGAUCAGAAUCCAGAUGGGUGCUAGAGGAAUCGGGACUUGGUCAGGAAGGAACCCACAGGCAUUUGGCAACCUCCCUGACUUCCACAGAGGCUGUCAGUAAAACUCAAUAAACAAUAGAGACAGAGGAAGGUUGGCGUGUUUUCUCUGUUUAAUAACAAUUAUGGCACAGUCUGACCCUCCUGACACAGCUUAACAAAGCAGCUGCUCAGAAACAUGGGGGAGUUCACUGCCCAGGGUGGCCACUGCUGCCCUGGCCCUUUCCAGUUCCAUGGGGAGAAACCGGACAGUCAUGCUGGAGCCCUGCUGAAGAGUGGGUGCUGGCGCUCUAUCCAGCAGUCUCAUGUGGGGCUCUGAACCUUCGUCAAACAAGCUGCAAGAAUGAAACUGCUACAUGGGCAGGAAGCAGGGACAAGUGAAAAGCUCUCUUUAAAUACAAAUUACAGAUUAACAGGCACCAUGUGGUUGACUCUAUGGGGGCUUGUUUUGAGAAGAACCAGGUGCGUUCAGGCUUUGUAUGUUAAGUGACCAAGCAACCUUUAUGCUAAACAUUUCACCUUAUAUUCCAGUCACAUUAAUUCUGAAUCACUCAUUUGCCAUGGAAGGGAACACAAGUUAAAAAGAACUGACCAAGCAAAGCGACUCAUUAACACAGGUGUCCGUCUGUGUGCAUAUGGUGCAUGCACACUUGGGCAGUCUCCUGGGCGAAGAGGCAGGCACUGGUGGCAGGUAAACGUGGGCCCCUCUCAGGUAUGCUGGCUUGCCACCUGCCUGCCCAUGUGGACAGCAGGAAGAUAGAUAGAUACCAGGCAGCAAGAAAAGCAGGCGACCAGAGUCCCUGCCAGAACAGCCGCUUUGGCCCCUCCUUCCUCAGCUCUGCCUGGCUCCUGCCCAAGCAGCGGCAAGAGCCAAGCUCUAGGGAGGGCAGAGAAUCACAAAGCAAUAACUACAUCCUCUUGAGUCCUUUCAGUCCUGCAACCCAAAAGGUGACUUUUAAAACCAGAGAAACAGGUGUUUGCCUCUGUCCUUGUCCAUGUGGCGACAAGGCGUUGCCUGGUCUUAUCCCCAGACUGCAGGGCAGGGCAGUUACAAGUGGGUGGCUCCUGCUGGAUCCUGGGCUUUAAAAAAUUUCUGCAUUCUGAAGAACUAGGCCCCUUUGCAAAUAGAGGUCACAUUUGUGGGCAGGACAGGACAGCUGACUAAUGCUGACAAGAACUCAAAAGACCCCAAAGCAGGCUAAACUGCCCUCUCUAGGGCCACAUGCUCUGGUUGAGCUUUCACUUACCAAGUGCAGAUUCUGGGUCAACAAGAGUACCUGGGCUUGCUUUGCCAUGCAAGCUGCCCCAUGUGGCCUGGCACUGGAAGCACAGACUCCAGCAGAAACAAAUUCUAACCAACGUGUUGGUUCCAUUUGGAUGUCAAGCUGGGCUGGGGAGCAAUUUGGGCAGCACCAUGACUGAUUGUCACUUCCAUCUAGUCACUCAGCUCAAAUGAAACCAGCCAUUCUUUUGAUGAGGCCCCCCUCACAGCCUCAUCAACCUUGGGGUUGUAUGGCUUUGCCAUUUCUCUGCCCAUUGAAAUGGGCCAGAGCAAACCAAAGGGUGGGUACCUCGGUUGAAAGUCUGACUCAGGAAGGGGACCUGUGCUCAGAGAAAGGCUAAGAUCUUACCACUGCCUGCUGGCUCAGGUGCUGGAGUUCUUGGGAGACAGCCCCCAAGGUCUAGGGGGGUGGCUGUAGAGGUGUAUGCUCUCCAGAGAAGGAAGCUGGGCCAUCAGACCUGAAGAGGGCCUCCAAUCUAGAGAGAGGAGAACCAGGCUCCACUAGCUACUGCUACACUAGCUACUAGGCUGCCAGCUUUGGCCUGAACGAGCUGGCUGUGUCUAAAAGACUAUCCCCCAGCCUUGCCAAUGAACAUAGUACAUGAAAAUUUAGACUUAAUAUGAAAGUUUAUCUGCAAAGGUGAAGCAGUCCAAUAAACUUUCCCUGGUAAACAGCAGGGAAAGAGGAGGGGGAUUUAAGGGAAAGUCCAACCUCCACAUCUUGGUUCAGGAUUUUCUUCUUGGCUGCUUCUCCUGCAAAGUGGCCUGCAAUGUUUGAAAAGCCAAAGCUGCUUUAGUCUGAAGGUUUUGGUCCACACAAGAGACUAGGAAGAGGUAACAGGGCCCAAGGCAGAGACAGCACAGGCAGGCAGGUAAGGGAGAGACUGUACACAGAACCAUGAGCAUCCCAUCAGAAAACCAUCUUCCAGCUUCUAUGGAAGGCAGCUUGACAGAUCUCCCAGAGCCAGAGGGAGAGGGAGGGGACAGAGAAUCUGUCACUGAGCCACUAAAAAUAAGAUAAAACCCACAGAGCCAUUCAGCCUGGAGAAUACACUGGAGCUUCUUGGUGGGAAACUAUGAAUGCAGGUAGAAUCCCACCAGUUCCCACCCAGCAUUACCAAACUCCUUUUGCUUCCAGAGGGCAGUACGCCAGGCACAGGCUGGGGCACUUUGGUCUACUGGACAGCCACUUCGUUUGGCCAGGAGAAGGGAGUUACAAGUCUCAGUCACCACCAAACCUCCAGUGACAACCAGCCACCCAGCUAGAGUAUUCUUUUUUAGGAAGCCAAGACUCCCAAAAAUGACACUUUCUCCCUCUCCAAAUCCAAAUCAAAAAGCUCUUAUGUAAUGGAAAUAUGCAAAGUAUAGGUAUCAUAAACUCAAAUUUCCAUUAGUAGGGUAGUGGUCUAGUUUCACUUAUUAAAACUGAAUUUACAUCCCCAUGUAAAAAAAAAUCCAACAGGUACAAGCUACAGGCAACAAGAAACACUGAAACUUUACUACUUCUGAGUAGUCCAAGUACACACAGAAAAGAGUGGACAGAUUGACCUCUCAACUCUGCAGCCCACAGAAGUCUUUCUGAAAGGGACACAUACAACUUAACCCUUUGGCAGGGUGCACGAUCACAAUGAUCUGUCCUGCAACCAGACACACAUCCCCAACUCUGCUGUCUGUAUGGUUCUGACCUCUGGGCUGGUGGGGAUGCACCUGUGCCAGGCUUGCUGUACUCAGAGCUUAGCACCCAAAGACCUGGGUCCCUUAAAGCACCUCCUUCAGUGUCACCUUUGAUCUCUUCAAACCCAAGGUCCCAACCACAUUUUCUCAUUCCCAUCCAAAGGAAAAGAAGAAGCAGGGUCUGUCCAGCCCGCUGAGUUCCUUACCUGGGCAGUUUUAUCAUUUGUGGUAUGGCCCUGGCUACUGGGCAAUGCCCCUGAGAAAAACGUGCCAGGGCUGUGAUGACUGUAACUUUUCCACCUCAAAGAGAUGAGCUGGUACCUGAGGCUGGGGUAUUCUUUAUCUCCCACACGAACUUGUCUACCAUAUAACUUAUUCUUUUUUUCUGUUUUGCUGUUCGGGUUACAAACUGAAUCUCAACACUAACAACCAGUAAAAUUCUCUCUGUGAACACUAAUGCUUGGCCAGUGCAGCAGGUCAUGGGGGUGAUGCCAGCAGGCAGCUGGGGCGAGGCACUGGUGGUUUCUCAGAUGCUGCAGAUGGCUGUGUGCUGGGCUGCCCCAUGCCCCUGCAUUUCCCUCACACACAGGCUGCUUCUCCCGGCACCGUGUGUCAUGAAGCUCCUCAAAUAUACACAGCAAAUGUAUGUAUUAUGAGUAAAAUAUCAAAUGAGUAUUUGUACUGUAGAUGUGGAUAAAUUAAUCUGCAUGUAUAUAAACUCUAAAGGAAAAAUUCCAGGUGUCUGUUCUCUGAAAGAAGGCAGUAACUCAAUAUUCUUGGCAAUUUUUCAAAGGUUUUGGGGACCAAAUGCACUCUGCAAAUAGAAAGUACACAAAAAUGAGCUGCAAAACUUGCCAAUAUUCAAAAGUAAGAGACAAAUAAGAGGUGAUCCCUACAAGGACAGGAGGGCAGGAGAAACACUUUAGAACAGUGUUCAAGGGCUUUGGGUUUCCAAAGAAAUAUCUAUCUACUGGAAGGCAGGAAGUGCUGCUCCCAGAGCCAAACCAGCAAGGUGGUCUGGCCAUUCUGGUCCCCUGGGGUAGGGGUGGGGUAGGGGAGAACAGAGCCUACAACAGGACCAGUAUCUUCCCCAAAGCCCUUGCCCUCUCUGGGUCUCCUGGUGCUCCAUGCAGCCAGGUGCAGCAGGAGUGCCCCAGAGCACUGGUACUGUGCUUAGUGCUUCAGGAAGCAGGAGCUUCUAAGAGAUUUAGCAGAGCCACAGGUGACGUGACCUUAGCUUUCAGAGCAGCCAGCCUUGGGGAAACUGGGGCUUUACUAUUUAGUGCAGCUCUAUACGCAAGUUUACCAUUGUUUCAAAGGCACCUUUUCCUGUGAUUUUUUUAAUUCGACGAGGACAUGAGGGUUAAGCUAAAGUAGGUAGAGCUCGUUUCCAAGUUUGGGGUUACAAACAUAGAACUUUAACAUCCUCCUCACAAGGACCUGUCCAUGGGCUGGGGCACUCUGAGUGUUCUACCAGGACCUCCCACCUACAGGUCUUUGCUCCAGACCACCCCAUCCCUGGUCAUUCCCAAAUAAUUCUGAAGCGCUUAUUACCAGUCAGUGUGUUCUUCCCUCCCAACCUGCAGGAGGCUCUCUGAGUGUGGAGAAAGGGCUCUGAACACUCAAGGGCCACAGCCACAGGCUAUAUCCAUUUCCUUUUGCCAUUUUACUUUUACUCUGAAUUAAGGGAUGGGGGAAGAUGGCACAUUAUGCUUAACAAGAAAUGUUUCUUUAGUUGAUCUGAUAACCAGAUUCAAAGCAGAACUGCUGCAGCAACUGAAGACAGUGAUAAGAUCCAACACUAAUCUCACAGCUGAGCUGGCUGUUUUUGAACUUAGGGUAAGUGACCUCCAUACCCAUCAGUUUACAAAGCAAGGCAAGCCUGGCAUGAAACGUGGACAUCUCUUCAAAGAUGCUGCUGCCUGGAGAAAGGCAAAGCGGGGCCGUUGUCAGGGAAGAGGGAGGCAGCCACAGUUCUUAGUGUGCCUUUGACCCCUGCCCACUGUGGAAGGUGAGGACACCCAUGGUCCCAGUGUGCCUCAGAGAACAGACACGGCAUUUUUGAGAUGAUGUGAACAGUGUACUGUUCUGCUAACCAAAGUUUCUAUGUAAUGAAAAUGUUUGUAAUCUGAUCCUUUAUUAAAUGUAUAUAGGCAAAUGUAUAUGGUAAAAAC
This is a messenger RNA of Castor canadensis (American beaver), 13000 nucleotides long. The record is from RefSeq and is a predicted model, not a curated record. Lineage: Eukaryota; Metazoa; Chordata; Mammalia; Rodentia; Castoridae.